Molecule: messenger RNA, 603 nt
Organism: Andrographis paniculata
Lineage: Eukaryota; Viridiplantae; Streptophyta; Magnoliopsida; Lamiales; Acanthaceae
Exons: 4
Coding region: 1-603 (200 amino acids)
Source: RefSeq, a predicted model, not a curated record
AUGGAGAUUGCUUAUAGCACCCAGUUAACUGUUGUUGUUGAUAUAAUUAGAUAUCUUCUGGGACAAGGCUUAGCUUUUCAUGGACAUGACGAGUCAUCACAAUCUGUGCAUCGAGUACAUGUUAGUGAUACUUGUUCGCAAUCUUUGAAAAAUGCUAUUGAUGAGUUUUUUGCAAAGAAUUGGUUGUCAUUAUCAAGACUAAGAGGUCAAGGCUACGAUGGUGCAUCUAAUAUGCGAGCUUGCCUUGAUCCUUCAUUUGCUAGCUUUGAUCUUGAACAGAUAUUCCACAUGGCUGAGUUGUACUCAGAUGACUUUACCAGGGAGAAUCUAAUGGAAUUGAGAUUACAACUUCGAUCCUACAUUCAUUAUGUGCGAAGAGAAUCAGAUUUCUCAAAUCUUUCUGACAUUGAAGGUCUUGCAAAUAAGAUGGUUGAGUUCAAAGCUGAUACUGCUUUUUAUUUGAUAUAUCGGCUUAUAGUAUUAGCAUUGGUCUUGCCCGUCACAACGGCAACAGUCGAAAGAUCUUUUUCUGCUAUGAAGAUUAUAAAGAUUGAUUUGCGGUUGAGCAACAAAACUUCAGUAUUGGUGGUCGAGGAAACCUGA